Messenger RNA from Triticum turgidum subsp. durum (durum wheat), 1425 nucleotides. The record is from the annotation of a GenBank genome assembly. Lineage: Eukaryota; Viridiplantae; Streptophyta; Magnoliopsida; Poales; Poaceae.
AUGGCGGCGUACCACCCUGCCGCGACGCUCUCCUUCCUCCUCGUGCUCUCACUCUUCCUCCUGGCCCGCUCCGACCCGGCGCCGUCCACGCCGGUGCCGCCGUCCACUGCGUGCAACGACACGACGGACCCCACAUUCUGCCGGUCCGUCCUCCCGGCCAACGGCACCGGCAACCUCUACACCUACGGCCGCUUCUCCGCCGCCAAGUCCCUCUCCAAUGCCAACAGGUUCCUCGGCCUCGUCAACCGGUACCUCGCCCGCGGCAGCCUCUCCGACGCCGCGGUCGCCGCGCUGCAGGACUGCCAGCUCCUCUCCGGGCUCAACAUCGACUUCCUCUCCGCCGCGGGCGCCACGCUGAACACGACCAAGUCGACGCUCCUCGACCCGCAGGCCGAGGACGUGCAGACGCUGCUGUCGGCGAUCCUGACCAACCAGCAGACGUGCGCCGACGGCCUGCAGGCCGCCGCGUCGGCGUGGUCCGUGCGCAGCGGCCUCGCCGUGCCCAUUGCCAACAGCACCAAGCUCUACAGCAUCUCGCUGUCGCUCUUCACCCGGGCGUGGGUGCCUCGCGGCAAGGGCAGGAAGCCGAGGCCGGCGUCGUCGUCCACGAAGCCGCCUCGGCAGCGCGGGAGGGGGCUGUUCGACGCCACCGACGACGAGAUGGUGCGCAGGAUGGCGCUCGAGGGGGCCGCGGCGGCGGUGUCGGUUGCUGGCGCGGUCACCGUGGACCAGAGCGGCGCGGGGAACUACACGACCGUCGGGGACGCCGUGGCGGCGGCGCCGAGCAACCUUGGCGCGAGCAGCGGGUACUUCGUGAUACACGUGGCCGCGGGCGUGUACGAGGAGAAUGUGGUGGUGCCCAAGAACAAGAAGUAUGUCAUGAUGGUCGGCGACGGCAUCGGCCAGACGGUGAUCACCGGCAACCGGAGCGUGGUCGACGGCUGGACCACCUUCAACUCCGCCACGUUCGCUGUGCUCGGGCAAGGGUUCGUGGCGGUGAAUAUGACGUUCCGCAACACGGCGGGGCCGGCGAAGCACCAGGCGGUGGCGCUCCGGAGCGGCGCGGACCUCUCCAUCGUGGCCGCGCCGGAGCUCGCCGCCAACACGGCCUUCGCCACCGCCACCUACCUGGGGCGGCCGUGGAAGAUGUACUCGCGCACGGUGAUCAUGCAGUCGGACGUGGCCGGGCUCGUCGACCCGGCGGGGUGGAUGCCGUGGAGCGGCGACUUCGCGCUCAGCACGCUCUACUACGCCGAGUACGACAACUCCGGGGCUGGGUCGGACACGAGCAGGAGGGUGAACUGGCCGGGGUACCAUGUGCUCAACAGCACCGUGGACGCCGGUAACUUCACCGUCGCCAACAUGGUGCUCGGGGACUUCUGGCUGCCGCAAACCGGCGUGCCCUUCACCAUCGGGCUCAACUGA